Penicillium griseofulvum is the source of this 3429-nucleotide messenger RNA. RefSeq names its product CDC5/polo family serine/threonine-protein kinase. The transcript is spliced from 3 exons. The coding region runs from base 1 to 3429 and encodes 1142 amino acids. NCBI's taxonomy places the organism in Eukaryota, Fungi, Ascomycota, Eurotiomycetes, Eurotiales, Aspergillaceae. The record is from RefSeq and is a predicted model, not a curated record. Gene Ontology annotation, molecular function: ATP binding; protein binding; protein kinase activity. Gene Ontology annotation, biological process: protein phosphorylation; regulation of cytokinesis; mitotic cell cycle. Gene Ontology annotation, cellular component: spindle pole; spindle pole body; centrosome.
AUGGAGGCCCUGUCCCCGCGCACAACGAACCAGAUGAUCAAACCGAAGCUCGCCAUGGAUCGGAAAGCGUUCGAUAAAAAUGCCGUUCUUCCGAGUAACAAGCAAAAGCUUGCAACGUCCAAAAGCUACGCUGAGCCGCCGCCAUCAGUAGUCUCAGAGCCGGAAGACGGUGGGGAGCGAUACUCGAUAGGCGCAUUUUUGGGAAAAGGCGGCUUCGCUGUUUGCUAUGAGGGUUCUUUGGCUCGCAAUGGUCGGGUGUACGCCAUGAAGGUCGUCAAGUCAGCGAUGCCUCAGAAAAAGAUGGAGGAGAAGUUUCGAACCGAACUACAGAUCCACUCGAAAAUGCGCCAUCCUUUCAUCGUCCAGUUCUACCGCGCCUUUGCCUUCGAAUCCAGCACUUAUGUCGUCCUCGAAUUAUGUCCCAAUGGGUCAGUGAUGGAUAUGUUUCGGAAACGACGCUGUUUCAGCUUGCCAGAAGUGCGCCGGUAUAUGAUUCAACUUUGCGCUGCGGUAAAAUACCUACACAAACGUUUCGUCGCUCAUCGUGACUUGAAGAUGGGAAACCUGUUCCUCGAUCACAAUAUGAACAUCAAGGUUGGGGAUUUUGGUCUGGCAGCUAUGAUUUUGUCCGACAAGGAUGCCAAGCGACGCAAUACGCUAUGCGGCACACCCAACUAUAUCGCCCCCGAAGUUUUGGACAAGAGCAAGGGUGGGCAUACACAGAAAGUUGACAUUUGGUCCGUGGGUGUAAUACUCUUCGCCAUGCUCGCCGGAUGCUUACCAUUUCAAUCCAAAACGCAAGAUGAGGUUUACAAGAAAGUUCAGAACUUGAAUUAUGUCUGGCCAAAGGAGUCGGAAUCCGGCAACUACAUCCCCGAGGAAGCGAAAGACCUAGUCAGUCGUUGUUUGAACCUAGUGGACGAGGAGCGACCAGAUCCGGAUGACAUUGUUGAGCACCCAUUCUUCAACAUGUAUGAUGGCUGCAUUCCUCGACAACUGGACCCCUCAUGCCGAUUCAACAAGCCACUAUGGCUCAAGGACGCCUCACCUCAAGGUGAUUGUGUGGUAAGUGGAUACGGCUUGGACUCAGAUGAGAAGCUUCGCGCCUAUGUGUACCAGGUGGACGACCCCGCCCAACGAUACCAUUCUUGCAAAGCCGCCUUCUACUCACUCUGCGGCGUGGGACGCAAGCCUGACGGGACGUCUCGGAAAUCUGUGGGGAGAAAUUGCUCGAAGUCGGCCUUUUCUGAGUGUGAUGUGGAGGAUUCCAGAGGUCUACGACCCGUAAUACCCUUGUCGCCGGAUUAUGUCUACCGAUGGCCCCAUGACCUUGAAGGAGACUGGUGUCUUUUGGAAAAUUCCCGAAAGGUAAUCCGCACCGAGGAGUCAAUGCUUAACAGCAGUACUAUGUCCCAACGGAGUGUUUCAGUUCGUCCCAACCCUAUGGCAGCAUCACGGACCAAUGCCGCUCUUGCCGCUGCUCAACAGCGCCGAAUGGAAGGCCAGAGCCAUGCCGCAACGCUACGCCAGCAAGCUCGUGUACCCCCUAUCUCUCCUCGGAGGGCACCCGGAAUCAGCGAUCCCGCUGUUUUAUCCUCGAGGCCAUAUCGAGAUAUGCCACAGGCCGAGACAAAAGCCCCAUCCGCUACGGACGUACCGACUGGAGGCCUGGCAGAGCGUCCUAUUCGGACACGAAGACUGGUUUCUGCAUCCCAUGCGACGACGCUGCGUAGCAAGGACAUUGAUAUUGCCCCGCAAUUAGCCAAAUCCACAAGCAUGCCCUCCGGCUUGACUGUAGGCAAAACGCGCUCUCAGUCUCGUAGAUUGGCAGCCGCUGACCAGGAGUUGAUGCAGCCUCCCGUCCCGACCCGAGAACGGCAACCAACCGCUAGGCCGGAGGAGCGAAAGGUGAUCACUCGCCAGACAUCCCUACGGUCUAUAUCGAGAGUAGACCCCAGCGCCGGUGUCGGUCGAGAGGAAAGAAGGAGAGACAGCCCCAUCGAAGAGUCCGCUCGAUCUUCACUGGCACAGUCUAAAUUUUCCGCUACAACUAAUGGACUUGGUCGAUCAGACUCCAAUGGUAUCGCUCGUUCUAACAGCAAGACGGCUGGCGGUAGGGCGCGCUCUAGUUUGGGGCUCAGUCCUCUAUUUCACUCAGAAGAUUCCACCAAGCUUCUACCCCGGACUUCGUUGACUGAAGUGAACACUGACUUGCGUCUCAUGCUCACCAAUCUGGUUAACCACGCACCAAGUAGGCGCAGAGGUGGAGCACGAAAACAGCCUCAUGCGUAUGUUAUCAAAUGGGUCGACUACACCAACCGUUACGGUAUUGGGUAUGUUCUGGAUGAUGGCAGCGUUGGAUGUGUCUUCAAGGGAGAAAACGGACAGCCGGCGACGAGUGUUGUGGUUCGAGAUGGCGAGAGACACAUUCGCCGAAAAGCGCGUAGUGUCGCGGAUGGCAAACAACAACCGAUUUACUACUCUGAGGCUGAUCAGUUGGUUCCUCGUACUGGGAAUUUGGUUGAGUUCUAUGAGAAUCGAGACGAUGACUUGCUAGGAUGCCGCGGCAUCCGACGAGCACUCAUCCCGCCCUCACUUUUUGAUGUCAAGACUUCUAAGGCAAUGAGGAUUCGGUCCAACACAGGGUCCGAUUUGGAACGAGCAGAUCUAGAGAAGGUCAAGCGGAUGAAGCUUGUGGAUCAGUUCGGUAAAUACAUGAUCGGAGCCCUUGGUCGCCAUGGCGACGAGGGCAUCAUGGACGAAGACUUGCCUGAACAUAACAGUGCCCAGUUUGUCAAGUUCUACCAGCGCUUGGGUAAUGUCGGAAUCUGGGGUUUCGGAGACGGAGCCUUCCAGUUCAACUUCCCCGACCACACGAAGCUAGUGAUCUCGCCCGGCCGCACUCGUAGCUCAUCCCCCUGGAUCGACUUCUACCAUCUCUCGUCCUCUGCCGCUCGAUUCUUCGCCGCGAAAGGCAAAAUGCACCCAGCAGGAUUUGACACUCGGGCCGUGGCCUCCGACGAGGCUGCCACGUUCCUUAGCAUCGCCAAUGGAGAUUCUAUCAAUUCGACCGAAGACCGUAUCAGGGAUAUUCUCGAUGCGAAUGCCUUCAUCCAGAAAAUUGCCUUUAUCAAAGAUACUCUCAGGGUCUGGAUUAAGUUCGGACGACUUGGCGGUCGCCCGCCUCCAGUUGACUCUGACGAAUCCAUACCCGAAGAAGCAUUCUGGCAAGGAACGCAGGAGCGCUCGCAGCCCAAUAGCGCCGGAACGAAGUUUGUCUGGGUGACUGUAGGAGCACCAGAUGGCGAUGGUCACUAUCGGUCGAUGAUGCUUAAAGAUAGUGAUCGGGAGCCAGCCCAAAAACACGGGAUGGAAUACGACAAAGAAGUGGAUCUACUCAAAGACCGGCUACGUGCACUUGGUCGUUGA